UGCCAUUCAUUUGCAGCGCAGCCACUUAUACAGCGCACCGGCACAUAGGUGAGAUCAGAGCUCAGACUGUCGCUCACUCAUCCUGGGAAGAGAGCAGAAGGAACUGGACCGGCAGAGUCAAACCAUCACACACACACACAGACACACACACACACACACAGAGAUUCAUAAGAGACAGUUUUUGUCUCAAGACGCGCACGGACCGCAGCGCACCGGCCUCUUGGACCAGUUCAAUUACCUGCAGCCUAAUAACAUGGAGCGCAAAACCCCCGAUUUCUCCGGCACCUGGGACAUGAAGAGUUCAGAAAACUUCGACGAGCUCUUGAAAAAGUUGGGUGUGAACAAGAUGCUGCGUAUGAUUGCGGUGAAGGCAGCCUCCAAGCCACUGGUGGAGAUCACGCAGGACGGAGAGACGCUAUCCAUUAAAACCUCAACCACGGUCCGCACCACCCACAUCACUUUCACUGUGGGGCAGGAGUUCAAUGAGGCCACGGUGGACGGACGUCCCUGCACGAGUCUUCCAUGUUGGGAAAGCGACAGUAAGAUCAGCUGUGAGCAGACUCUGCAGAAAGGAGAAGGGCCGAAGACGUCUUGGACCCGAGAGAUCACCAAUGACGGCAAACUGAUCCUGACCAUGGGAGCAGAUGAUGUGAUAUGCACCAGAGUCUACGAGCGACAAUGAACAAGAGCACUUCUCACUUUUCGUCCUUCCAGCCCCCCCCACCAGCUCGCCCUCCCUCUCCUGCGUCACCACUUGCAUCUCUACGCUGGGAGAUAGCAGUCUAUAGUUUUAUUCCAGUAUCUCUGUUAGCUUCACUAUGUAAUACGCGUGGUAACUGUAUCUAGUAUGUCACAUAUCUACACGAUGGUCUUAGGUCCUGAGUUGUCUGCCUGUCUCUCCAGCUCCAUCAAACGUGACCAGCUGGGUUUUAAACAUGAGAAUGUGUGUUGGAUUUGUUGAGUGACGGCUCAUUUAUUUGGCAUUGUAUGUGUGUGUGUGUGUGUGUGUGUGUUUGUGUGGCACCAGACGAGGUGUGAGACUAUAUUUGUAGAUGUGUAAACCAAUCUUUGAGCUCUUCCAGUUUCAGGUCAGUUUUGAUGUGCCCCUCCUCUCUGUUCCUGUAGCCGCCGCCCCACAACUUUAACCUUUUCUAUCUCACGCGAACAUUUUAUAUUUAUUACUACACUAGGAGUCUGAUACAGUACUGCUAAAGUUUUUACUUUGUCUCUUUUAUAUGAAAUGUGAUCAUAGGAAACAACACUUCUAUGUGAAAACAAUAAAGCACGAUAUUAACUCAGCCUGA
This is a messenger RNA of Sebastes umbrosus (honeycomb rockfish), 1304 nucleotides long. It is a transcript of the gene crabp2a, whose product is annotated as cellular retinoic acid binding protein 2, a. Bases 254 to 682 code for a protein of 142 amino acids. Gene Ontology annotation, cellular component: nucleus; cytosol. The transcript has 4 exons. The record is from RefSeq and is a predicted model, not a curated record. Gene Ontology annotation, biological process: fatty acid transport. NCBI's taxonomy places the organism in Eukaryota, Metazoa, Chordata, Actinopteri, Perciformes, Sebastidae. Gene Ontology annotation, molecular function: fatty acid binding.